AUGGAUUCACGGGUAUGGCUGCCGCUGAUCGGAGCACAUUUACUGCCACGUGACAUCAAUGUUAUUUCUCAGAUCUUUGCUAAUAACAACAACACAUCGAUUUUAAGUAGUAACAUGAGCAGUAGCAAAAGCAGCAAACCCGAUGAAAAGAAUUCGAAGAAGUUCCUCAUCGAGCGUUUUCUUGAUGAUGAUUCAUCACCACCAUCUUCGAUUCUUUCGCCAUCCCCUCAGGCAGCCAUACCCAGUCCAAUUAUAAAUCCAGCAGUUGAAUUCGUCAACGGUGGAUACGGAGUCAAGAAUCCACUUGCUCCAUUGAUGAAUUCUCUUGAAUCAUCUGCUCCAUCUUCAACUAUUUCCACGUCUUCCCUUCAUCUCAUCUCAUCUGUAAAUGAAGAAUUCACAGACUCCUUAACUUGUCACAUUUGUGGAAAGAAGUUCGGAUUACAACGUCUUCUUAAUCGUCACAUCAAAUGUCACAGUGAUCUGAAACGAUAUCUGUGUACUUUCUGUGGCAAAGGAUUCAACGAUACAUUUGAUCUGAAACGGCAUACAAGAACGCAUACAGGAGUCCGCCCAUACAAAUGUGAGCAAUGUGAGAAAUCAUUCACCCAACGAUGCUCUUUGGAAUCUCAUCUCCGAAAAGUUCAUGGUGUAACUCAUCAAUAUGCAUACAAAGAACGUCGUAGCAAGGUGUUUGUAUGUGAAGACUGUGGAUAUACAGAUGAAAAAUUCGAGUUAUAUCUCGCCCACAUCAAAGCAAUCCAUCCAUUUUCUGCAGCUUACCUUCGAUUUACUCAACUUCAAAAGAAAAACUCAACGGCGAUUGCAAAGCAGCAAUUUGCGCAGAUCUCUUCUUAG
Caenorhabditis remanei is the source of this 858-nucleotide messenger RNA. RefSeq lists its product as uncharacterized. The record is from RefSeq and is a predicted model, not a curated record. Gene Ontology annotation, biological process: epidermal cell differentiation; regulation of transcription by RNA polymerase II. Bases 1 to 858 code for a protein of 285 amino acids. NCBI's taxonomy places the organism in Eukaryota, Metazoa, Nematoda, Chromadorea, Rhabditida, Rhabditidae. Gene Ontology annotation, cellular component: nucleus. Gene Ontology annotation, molecular function: RNA polymerase II cis-regulatory region sequence-specific DNA binding; DNA-binding transcription factor activity, RNA polymerase II-specific. The transcript is spliced from 6 exons.